AUGGAAAGGAUCUUAGUAACAAGGCUGAAGAACGAUAUGGAAAUAUCGACUAACCAAUUCGGAUUUGUGGCCGGAUCCACAAUCGAUCCGAUCUUCGCACUAAGACAAAUGAUGGAUAAAUAUGGAGAAAAGAAAAGAAACCUACAUAUGGUCUUUAUUGACUUGGAGAAAGCUUAUGACACGGUCCCUCGCGAUUUAAUAUGGUGGUGCUUGAGAAAACAAAAUAUCCCUGACGCAUAUGUACGGCUUAUGAAAUAUAUCUAUGAAGCCUCAACUUCUUGCGUUAGAACGACAGUUGGAGACUAUAAACCUUUUGGGGUUAAAUUGGAUUACAUCAAGGAUCUGAUCUAA
Gordionus sp. m RMFG-2023 is the source of this 351-nucleotide messenger RNA. RefSeq lists its product as uncharacterized. The record is from RefSeq and is a predicted model, not a curated record. NCBI's taxonomy places the organism in Eukaryota, Metazoa, Nematomorpha, Gordioida, Chordodea, Parachordodidae. The transcript has a single exon. Bases 1 to 351 code for a protein of 116 amino acids.